AUGGAUCGGGUGAUUCUCAGCAGUGAAGAUGCUCGUCCCCUGCAGCACCACCUGAACCGUCUCCCCAUACUUGAUCCUGUAAACCUUAGUCCCGCGCACGGGCUGCCACAGGGCCCGACUCACGUUCCCCGUGUAGUCGAACUGAACUGGCGGGUUCCCAGGGAAAUCGCUCGUGAAAACCCCUUGUAUGCCUUGCUUAUGUGCUUGGAGCAAGGAAAAAUUCGACGGGAGCACGAACGAGACGUUGUUCAUGCUGGCUCCGAACCGGGUCCCGUUCGGGCCCUGGCACGUGCUUCGGCUUGCGCCAGGCGGGCAAUUGAAAAGCCCGAGCCCGACCGUGAAGAAAAGGCUGUGGUCAAUGUUGGUGGGGACGGGAGCUCGGUUUGGGCUUCUGAAGCUCGUUGUGAAAGCAGUUGCCGUGGGCGUGUCGUUAAAAGCGGGCAUGGAGGGCAUAACGGGCUUGAUCUUGGAACAACGGGCCGUGCAGGGGGUAGAUUUGUACUCGAGGAUUGCAGUUGUGGUGGUGUUGUCGAAUGGGGCGCCCUGCGCACUGGCGUAGGCUCGGGCCGCAAUGUAGUAACGGGCCGCGGGCUGGUCGGUUUUGAUGAGGACAUCGGUGGUCUGGCCCGGCCCGAGCAUGAGGACGUCGGUGGUGAAGGGCUUCACGUAGGAGGCGUCGGCCCCAACUACCUCGUUAAUUGGAAACGAACCGUUGCUAGAGCAAUUGUAGAGAUCGCCGGGUUGACCGUUGAUCGUGUAAGCAUCGGAUACAUUAGGAGCAGCCCCUGUUCUCAUGGCCUGUCUCACAACAUCAAUUGGGUUUGCAUUCCACCAUUCACCUGCUCACCAAACGUUUGA
Messenger RNA from Striga asiatica, 858 nucleotides. The record is from the annotation of a GenBank genome assembly. NCBI's taxonomy places the organism in Eukaryota, Viridiplantae, Streptophyta, Magnoliopsida, Lamiales, Orobanchaceae.